Frieseomelitta varia is the source of this 7920-nucleotide messenger RNA. It is a transcript of the gene rhea, whose product is annotated as talin-1. NCBI's taxonomy places the organism in Eukaryota, Metazoa, Arthropoda, Insecta, Hymenoptera, Apidae. Gene Ontology annotation, cellular component: focal adhesion; ruffle; cytoskeleton. Gene Ontology annotation, biological process: cell-cell adhesion. The record is from RefSeq and is a predicted model, not a curated record. The transcript is spliced from 14 exons. Bases 357 to 7691 code for a protein of 2444 amino acids. Gene Ontology annotation, molecular function: actin filament binding; structural constituent of cytoskeleton; integrin binding.
AUACUAGACUUGUACUAAUUUUCGACUCGUCCGUCCUCUCCUGUGCCUUCUGAACUUCUGAAAACUUCUCUCACUCUCUCUCUCUCUCUCUCUCUUUGUUCCUUUUACUCUAAAAAUUGAAACGAGUAUCAAACGCGCGCUCUUUUCCACCACGUACAACUCGUCGCAAAGAUGGGAAAGAAAAUUUCUGAAAAGUUUGUCAAACUGCUUUGUGACGUUUCGUUCGCAAAUACAGCGAUCGGCAGAAGAGACUCUGUAAUCCGGAUGGAAAUCGAGACGAGCCAGUGCAACACGAGUUUCGACCGUCGAGUGAUUCUGGUGGUUUUCGUGCACGCAGUACACCCCACACAGUCGCAAUGGCUACCCUAUCCUUGCGUAUCUCCAUCCCGGAGAAAAACGCCACGAAGAUGAUGCAAUUCGACCCGAGCACAUCCAUUUACGACGCUUGCCGUAUUAUCAGAGAGAAACUCGCUGAAGCGAGUAACAUGGGCCAACCGAAGGACUACGGAUUAUUCCUUGCCGACGAGGACGUGAAGAAGGGAGUUUGGCUGGAGCCAGGCCGGAAUCUCGAUUAUUACAUUCUGAGGAACGGCGAUCUGCUCGAGUACCGGCGUAAACUGCGGACCCUUCGCGUGCGCAUGCUGGAUGGAACGUUGAAGACGUUGCUGGUGGAUGACAGCCAGCCCGUUGCCAAUCUCAUGGUAGUAAUUUGUACGAAGAUAGGCAUCACGAACCACGAUGAGUACUCGCUGGUGCGCGAGCUGGCCGACGAGGAGACUGAAAACCAGAAGCCGGGCAAUUUCGGCACCCUCACGCUCAGGAGGAGGAAAGAGGAGAAAGGCGAGCGGGACGCGAAGAUGGAUCAGUUAAGGAAGAAGCUUAAGACCGACGACGAAGUGAACUGGAUAGAUCCCAGUAAGACGUUGAGGGAGCAAGGAAUAGACGAAUCAGAAACGGUGCUGCUGCGAAGAAAGUUCUUCUUUUCAGAUCAAAAUAUCGACAGCCGAGAUCCGGUGCAGUUAUCUCUUUUGUACGUUCAAGCAAGAGACGCAAUUCUAGAUGGCACGCAUCCGGUUACUCAGGAAAAAGCUUGUAUUUUUGCCGGAAUACAAUGCCAGAUCCAGUUCGGUGAUCACAAAGAAGACAAGCACAAGCCAGGCUUUCUCGACCUCAAGGAAUUUUUGCCGCAGUCCUACUUGAAGGUGAAGGCCAUCGAGAAGAAAAUUUUCGCAGAGCAUAAAAAGCACAUCGGCCUCUCUGAGCUUGACGCCAAAGUGCUGUAUACGAAAACAGCGAGAUCUCUGAGCACUUACGGCGUCACGUUCUUCUUAGUGAAAGAGAAAAUGAAGGGGAAAAACAAGCUGGUGCCUCGUUUGCUCGGCGUUACCAAGGACUCUGUUUUGCGACUCGACGAGAAAACGAAAGAAAUCUUGAAGACCUGGCCGUUAACUACCGUCCGACGUUGGGGAGCCUCACCGAACACGUUCACGCUCGACUUUGGCGAUUAUUCCGAUCAGUAUUACAGCGUACAGACCACGGAGGCAGAACAGAUUCUUCAACUAAUCUCUGGUUACAUCGACAUUAUUCUGAAAAAGCAGAAAGCUAAAGAUCACUUUGGUAUCGAAGGUGACGAAGGCUCAACGAUGGUCGAAGACAGUGUAUCGCCUUUGAAAGCAACGAUCAUGCAACACGAAACGAGCAACGUUGGCAAAGGGAACGUGGAAGCUGUGUCAGUUGCCAUACCAGCAGUUAUGAGAACCGGUGCAGAUGGGGCUCGACCAUAUGGAACCGGGCACAUGGGCGGUGCUCAAUACACGACUGUCAGCGGCCAGGUGAACAUCGCUCACGCUCCACCGAUGGUGCAACAAACCAAGGUCACAUCCGUCCUGUCUGAACCACAACGUGCCUUACUGUCGACCAUCACCGCUGGCCACGAGGUGAUCCACAUUGCGGAGACCGAGCUGUCCUGCAAGGCUCAGCUUCCGGAGCUGGGCACCGAUCCGGCCUCGUUGAAAUGGAUCGAGCAGACGAUCGAUACGCACAAGCAGAACGUUGGCUCGCAGAUCGCGGCGAUGAACGCCGCGACCGCUCAGGUGGUCACGCUGACUUCCGGCCCGGCCGACGAUGUCGAUCACACAGCGGUGGGUGCAGCUAUCACCACCAUUGCCACCAAUCUCCCAGAGAUGACGAAGGGCGUCAGAAUGAUCGCCGCCCUGAUGGAUGACGACUCUUCGGGAGACAAACUGCUGGAUGCGGCGAGAAAGCUGUGCUCCGCCUUCUCUGAUUUGCUCAAGGCCACGGAACCUGAAACUAAGGAGCCUUUCUACAUAGCGCUUUCUUCCUACGAACGAUACCCAAGGCAAAACUUGCUGAACGCCGCAUCCCGUGUUGGCGAGGCCUCUCACCAAGUGCUGACGACGAUCGGAGAGGAGAACGACUCGAACCGAGAGCUUCAGGACAUGCUAUUGGCGUUGGCCAAGGCGGUAGCCAAUUCGACCGCCGCUCUGGUGCUCAAAGCGAAGAACAUCGCGGCCACUUGCGAAGAUUCUGCAACGCAAAAUCGUGUGAUCUCAGCCGCCACCCAAUGUGCCCUGGCCACGUCGCAGUUGGUUGCCUGUGCGAAAGUUGUUGCGCCGACUUUGCACUCGCCGGCUUGUCAAACGCAAUUGAUGAACGCGGUGCGCGAGGUAACGAAGGCGGUCGAGGGCCUGUUGGAAGUCUGCAACGAAACCUGCAGCGACGAGACGUUGUUGAAAGAGCUGAACGCUGCUGCCACCGAGGUUAAAUCGCGUGCCAGGGAAGCUUGCGGUGGACUGGAGCUGGACGCAGCCGAGGAGCUGAUCAACAGUUUGAAAGACGAAUUGCGAGAGUUUUACGGGGCCGUGGAGGCUGCCUCUCUGAGACCUUUGCCCGACGAAACGCCGGAGUCCACUGCUCUUCGACUAGGCGCCACGUCGAAGAACGUGGGAUUCGCCAUGGCUCAGCUUCUGUCCGCCGCUAAGCAAGGAAACGAGAACUACACGGGCAGCGCGGCUAGAAAGACAGCGGCUGCUCUUAAAGAUUUAACUUACGCCGUUCGUGGCGUGGCUGCAACCUCCAGCCAACCUGAGACGCAGAAGAAGAUCUUGAUGACUGCCGAUGACGUGAUACUAAAAUCGUUGAGAUUGGUCAAAGAGGCUCGAAGAGCUCUGAAGAAUCCGGAUAGCGCGGAGAACGAGGCUAAUCUGGCCGCGGUCGCCAAGGAUGUGUCGAAUUCUUUGAACAAGUGUAUAUCUUGUUUACCAGGGCAAAGAGACGUGGACGAUGCGAUCAAGAACAUCGAAGACAUGACUCAAGUCCUCGGCAUGAAUGAGUUCCCGCAAACCAAUAAGAAUUACGGACAAUUGCAAACCGAUCUAAACAACGCAGCUGUGAAUUUGAACGAUGCUUCUUCAGGCGUGGUGUCGUCAGUACGUUCGCCAGUACAGUUAGCUAGUUCCUCCAAGCAGUUCACCAACGCUUUUGGGAACCUGUUGGGCGUCGGAAUGGAAAUGGCCGGUCAAACAACCAGCGAGACACGAAGUCAGGUGGUAGUCUCUUUGAAGAACGUCAGCAUGACAUCCAGCAAGCUUCUAGUAACUGCGAAAUCCGUAGCAGCCGAUCCAAGCGCUCCAAACGCAAAGAAUCAGCUGUCGGCAGCUGCACGAGCUGUGACAGAUUCCAUCAAUUAUCUCGUCGACGUGUGCACCUCGGCUGCACCUGGACAAAACGAAUGUGACAACGCUAUCAGAAAUAUUCAGUCGAUGAGCUCGCUCCUCGAUAAUCCUAGCCAACCGAUUUCUGACGCGAGCUACUUCGAGUGUCUCGAGACUGUGAUGGAGAAGAGCAAGAGCCUUGGCGAUGGAAUGACAGGCAUAGCCAAUCACGCGAAGAAAUCAGAGCACGAGCAGUUCUCAGUAGCAGUCAGAGGAGUCUCUUUGUCAAUCUGCGGAUUAAUAGAGGCAGCAGCUCAGGCUGCUUAUCUCGCUGGCGUGAGCGAUCCAACGUCGGUGCCUGGGAAACCAGGCUUGUUAGACGAGGCUCAAUUCCUUAGGGCCGCACAGGCCAUUCACACUGGCUGCCAAAGUCUAGGAAAUCCGACAAGCACCGAACAACAGGUUCUCUCAGCUGCUACCAUGAUAGCAAAGUACACGAGUGCGCUUUGCAAUGCUUGCCGCGAGGCGUCGAACAAAACUAGUAAUCCUGUUGCCAAACGUCACUUCGUUCAAUCAGCCAAAGACGUUGCCAAUUCCACGUCAAUUCUGGUGAAAGAGAUCAAGGCGCUGGAUCAGAAUUAUUCGGAGGCUAACAAGGAGAAGUGUGCGGAAGCUACUAAGCCGCUGUUAGAAGCAGUUGAUAAUCUAUGUACUUUCGCUGGAUCCUCAGAAUUCGCCAGUCAGCCUGCGAAGAUAUCCGUUGAAGCUAGAGCUGCUCAAGAACCAAUAACUGCAGCUGGUAAAGCUAUUAUCGAUGGCUCUUGCGCUAUGGUGCGAGCUGCCAAGAGUCUGGCGGUCAGUCCGAAAGAUCCUCCAACCUGGCAGUUAUUGGCAAACCAUAGCAAGAGCGUCAGCGAUUCGAUAAAAGCUUUGGUCGCUUCUAUCCGCGAGAAGGCACCUGGCCAGAAGGAGUGCGACACCGCGAUCGAGAAACUGUCAGCCCGAAUACGAGAAUUGGAUGCUGCGUCUUUCAGCGCUGUUUCGCAGUCGCUGAUUCCGCGGAGAGAGAACACGAUGCAAGCGUUCACCGACCAAAUGGAGAACAGCGCUAGCGAGCUGCGAGAAAAAUUGGAGCCUCUUCGAACAGCUGCCAAGUACGAAGCUGAAAAUGUAGGACACGCUGUCAAUCAGAUUGCUUUGUAUUGCGAGCCUUUGGUUUCUGGUGCUAUCGGUGCUGCUUCGAACAUGGUGCACUCGAAACAACAAAUCGUGCUGCUGGAUCAGACGAAAACCGUCACCGAGUCUGCUCUGCAGCUCGUUUGCGUGACGAAAGAGUCUGGUGGUAAUCCAAAGGCUGUUACUCUGCACACUGAAGUAGACGAGAUGGUGGAAUCUAUGAAAGACGCGCUGCACGAAUUGCAGAACACCUUGGAAGCCAUUUCGACAUCAUACGGCAUUGUUACUGGCCUGAUUGAUACUAUUUCUCGAGCCAUGGUUAGAUUGGAAGAUCACAGAACAUCUACGAUCGACACGGUGGAUUCUUACGUGGAUUAUCAAACGAGAAUGGUGGAAGCUGCUAAGGAGAUCGCUCGGUUAGCACAAGAAAUGUCAACCAAAUCCAGCACUGAUGUAGCCAGAUUAAGUCCCCUUAUAGUGGACAUCUCCCACAAGUACACUCAGCUAGCCCGCGACACAUCCGGUGCCUCAGCGGCUGCAUCUAACGCUGAAGUGUCAACAAGGCUUCGCACAAGCGUCCAGGAGCUUGGCAAAGCUUGCGUUGACAUCGUUAGGGCAGCAGGAACGUGUCAAAUGUCAUCAGGAGACGCUUACGCUCAAAGAGAGGUCGCAGAGCACAGCAAGAUCGUCACAGAAAAAGUAUCUCAGGUGCUUGCAGCUCUUCAAGCUGGUUCUAGAGGCACGCAAGCGUGCAUCAACGCUGCGAGCACCGUGUCAGGCAUCAUCGGUGAUCUGGACACAACGAUUAUGUUCGCCACUGCUGGAACCCUGCACGCAGAGAACGAAGGCGACACUUUUGCCGAUCAUCGAGAGAACAUCCUGAAGACAGCCAAGGCUCUCGUCGAAGAUACGAAAACUCUGGUGGCUGGUGCAGCCUCGUCUCAAGAACAGUUGGCAGUAGCAGCCCAAAAUGCGGUUUCGACUAUUGUUCAGCUUGCUGAAGUAGUUAAAUACGGUGCAGCCAGUUUGGGCAGCCAGAACCCCGAGGCACAAGUAAUGUUAAUCAACGCCGUGAAGGACGUAGCUUCUGCACUUGGCGACUUGAUACACGCCACCAAAGCAGCCAGUGGAAAACCUAUCAACGACCCCAGUAUGGCACACUUGAAGGACUCCGCCAAGGUGAUGGUGACCAACGUAACGUCCCUGCUGAAAACGGUGAAAGCUGUGGAAGACGAGCACACUCGCGGUACCAGGGCUCUGGAAUCGACCAUCGAGGCGAUAGCACAAGAAAUUCGCGCCCUAAACACUCCGGAGAUGCAAAGGAGCAACGUGACGCCAGAGGAUCUCGUCCGAUGCACGAAGAGCAUCACCACGUCAACGGCGAAGGCUGUGGCUGCAGGGAACAGCUGCAAACAGGAUGACAUAAUCGCGGCUGCGAACAUGGGACGAAAGGCCAUCAGCGACAUGCUGACCAUUUGCAAAGGGGCAGCGUACAAUUGCGCGGAAACGGCCGAACUGAGGGAUAGAACUCUUCAGGCUGGCCACGACGUCGCCAUUAAUUACAGAGAGCUGUUGCAAGCUAUAUUGCAGAUAUCUUCGAGAUCCGGCGACGCGAAGCACACGUUGCCACCGAUUAGCCGAAAGAUCGCGCAGAGCGUCACCGAACUGGUGGCUGUGGCUGAAUUGCUCAAGGGCACCGAUUGGGUCGAUCCCGACGACCCGACAGUCAUCGCCGAAAAUGAGCUACUAGGUGCUGCCGCUAGCAUUGACGCUGCUGCGAAGAAACUUGCCAGCUUGAGACCCAGAAAGAGCAUACAGGAGGCAAGCGAAGACAUGAACUUCGACGAAAUGAUCCUGGAAGCAGCGAAAUCUAUCGCGGCCGCUACAUCGGCGCUCAUAAAAGCAGCCAGUGCCGCUCAAAGAGAGUUGAUAGCAACCGGAAAGGUUUCUCGAACACCCCUAACCAGUUCUGACGAUGGCCAAUGGUCCGAAGGCCUAAUCUCUGCCGCGAGAAUGGUCGCGGCUGCAACCCACAGUCUCGUGGAAUCUGCAAACGCUCUGGUACAAGGUGUCAGCUCUGAAGAGAAAUUAAUUUCCAGCGCGAAACAGGUAGCCAGUAGCACGGCGCAAUUAUUAGUCGCUUGCAAAGUGAAAGCGGACCCGGACAGCGACAGCACGAAACGUCUUCAAGCAGCUGGAAACGCCGUGAAACGCGCUACCGAUAACUUGGUACGAGCAGCCCAGCAGGCUAUUCAACAAGAGGAAGAUAGAUCUUUGAUUUUAAAUCGUAGAAUGGUUGGAGGCAUCGCUCAGGAGAUAAACGCUAGAUCGGAAGUCCUUCGUAUCGAAAGAGAAUUGGAGGAAGCUAGAGGAAGACUCACUGCUAUUCGACAGGCCAAGUACAAGAGAUCAGAUACUGAUACCGAUACAGAUGCCGAUCAGACUGGCUACGAGAGCUACACAACCAGAUAUGAGACCAGAGCUUACGAGACUCAAUCGCAGACAAACUACAGCACGUACCAACAGCAUUCUACAACGCACAAUAUUAACCAACUUAGUUCUGAUAGACAAACUCUGGUUAGCCCUGAGAAAGUUCAUUCAACGCAGAGCACAUUGGAAAGGAAAAUGAAAGAGAGUCAGUAUCGAUCCAUGAUGGAAAAUCAAUAUGGUUCAGUUGAGAAGAAGUAUAACGAAAGCCAAUACGACAGACGGUAUACUUCGGACAGUCCAUACGUUGUUACUGAAAAGAAAAUGACUAUGGACAGCUCAUCCGGUCAGUACAGUUCUAUCGAAAGGAAGAUCAAUAAAGAAAGCUACAAUACCGAGGCGACCAUGUUGUAAUGUUUGCAACACUCUUUUGCAAGUCAAUUUAUUAAUGACAAUGUUAACACUGCAAUGAUAAGACAUCUUCUUACAAUCGAUUUUAACAAUCUUUUACAUAAUAUCAGCACUUACUGAAUGAAUUAAUAACUGUUGCCCUCUAGGGGAUGUAAACGAUACGGGGAUGAUACGAUUAGAUGUAAACGACAAUCUAUAAAAAGAGGGAAAAGGAAUAGGGAGAAAGUUAAUG